Molecule: messenger RNA, 3196 nt
Organism: Carassius gibelio (silver crucian carp)
Lineage: Eukaryota; Metazoa; Chordata; Actinopteri; Cypriniformes; Cyprinidae
Product: SID1 transmembrane family member 2
Exons: 29
Coding region: 233-2773 (846 amino acids)
Cellular component (GO): membrane
Source: RefSeq, a predicted model, not a curated record
UCUUUUUGGAAUCGAUUCCCAGCCCUAGUGUCAACAACACAACAGCUGGAGAGCGAGCGGACCGGAACCGACACGGACGAACCGGAUCACGUUUCCAUCCGUUUAACGGCCGACGGUGUGUUCUAGCGAGCGCUGCUGUGUGUUAUUAUGCGUCUGUUCCGGAUCACGCGCAUUAACGGCAGAUAAACGAGCUUAACGCGAGACACGUUCUCAGGCUGAUGACGGUUCCAGGAUGCUGGGGUUCUGCUGCGGUUCCAUCUGGUUCUGUCCAGUUCUGCUGGUCCUGAUGCUGGCGGUCUGCGGUGGUAACGUGGUCAUCCAGAGAGAUGCUCAGUUCGACAUGACGUAUUACGACACGGUCACCAGCGACAACCAGACCAUCUACUCCUACAACCACACCGUCUCCAGAAACAAGACGGAGGGUGUGCGUGUGUCCGUAGAGCUGCUGUCCGAGAGCGCUCCGAGUCCGGUUCUGUUCGUGGUCCGGCAGAAACAGGCCGUUCUUUCCUUCCAGGUCCCCCUCAUCCUCCGAGGCCUGUAUCAGAGGAAGUAUCAGUACACACAGGUGGGUCGUACCCUGUGUCAGCCGCCCACUAAAGCCCUGGCAGAGACACAGUUCUUCUACGUGGACGUGUCGACUCUGUCCAGCGCUGGUGUCCACUAUCAGCUGCGGGUCAGUCGUGUGGACAGCUUCACGCUGCAGACAGACAAGAAAUUCAGCUUCAAUGCAACGCCGUCCCAACCACAGUUCUUUAAGUACGUGUUUCCUGAUGGUGUGGACACAGUGAUCGUGAAGGUGAACUCACAGAAGAACUUCCCCUGCUCAGUCAUGUCAAUACAGGACAUCCAGUGUCCGGUUUAUGAUCUGGAUAAUAAUGUGGCGUUUAUUGGAAUGUAUCAGACGAUGACCACCACAGCUGCCAUCACAGUGCAGAGGAAGGAUUUCCCCAGUAACAGUUUCUAUGUGGUGGUGGUGGUGAAGACUGAAGACGAGGCGUGCGGAGGACCACUGCGAUUCUACCCACUCUUACCCGAUGAGCUGCUAGAUGCUGGGAAUCGCAGUAAAACUCUGGAUGUGAUUGUUUCUCCUGCCAUUAACUCGGAGGUGUAUGUGAUGGGGAUGCUCUUCUGUCUGGGGAUCUUCCUGUCCUUCUAUCUGCUCACGUUCCUGGUGGCGUGUGUGGAGAGUAAGAGGAUGAACAGGAAGAGGGAGGGGCUUCUGAACGCUGACGCCUCACCUGCAGAGACAGCAUCUCUCUUGGGAAAGGCUUCAGUGUCUCCGUAUGAAUACGGUUCAUUUGCUGAUAACGGCAGCACACUGAGCUCUGAAGCUGUUACUGACAGUUUAGCGUCGACCGAUGGGAACUACGGAUGCAUGGGAUCGGAGACUUUUAAACGGAGAAUAAUCGCAGCACAUCACGUAGCCAUCCGCAUUGAUCGUUCUUUAGAGAGUGUAACCCGCAGUCGGCAGGAGUCUCUGAGUUCAGUGGAAGAGGACGAUUACGACACGCUGGUCGACAUCGACUCGGACAAAAACAUCGUCCGUACGAAGAAGUUCCUGUGCGUCUCGGAUCUCUCUCGUAAAGACAAACGCAUCCUCAGCAAGAAAUACCAGAUCUACUUCUGGAACAUCGCUACGAUCGCCGUGUUUUACGCUCUUCCUGUCAUUCAGCUGGUCAUCACCUAUCAGACGGUUGUAAACGUCACAGGAAACCAAGACAUCUGCUACUAUAACUUCCUGUGUGCACACCCUCUUGGAGCUCUAAGCUCCUUCAAUAACAUCCUGAGUAACCUGGGCUAUGUGCUGCUGGGACUGCUGUUCCUGCUCAUCAUCCUGCAGAGGGACAUCCUUCACAAACGAGCGCUCGAGCGUAACGACAGCACAGCGCUGGAGUGUGGCAUCCCCAAACACUUCGGCCUGUAUUACGCCAUGGGCACGGCUCUGAUGAUGGAGGGGCUGCUCAGCGCCUGCUACCACGUCUGUCCCAACUACACCAACUUCCAGUUCGACACGUCGUUCAUGUACAUGAUUGCUGGACUGUGUAUGUUGAAGCUGUAUCAGAAGAGACACCCGGACAUCAACGCCAGUGCGUACUCCGCUUACGCUUGUCUGGCUGCCGUCAUAUUCUUCUCUGUGCUGGGGGUGGUGUUUGGUAAGGGUAACACCGUGUUCUGGAUCGUUUUCUCUGUCAUACACAUCCUGGCCACAAUGCUGCUGAGCACACAGCUCUACUACAUGGGCCGCUGGAGACUCGACUCGGGGAUCUUGCGCAGGAUGUUGAAUGUGAUCUACACCGACUGUAUUCGGCAGUGUAGUGGACCCAUGUACAUCGAUCGGAUGGUUCUGCUGGUGAUGGGAAACAUUGUGAACUGGUCACUGGCGGCGUACGGACUCAUCAAACGACCCAAUGACUUCGCCUCGUACCUGCUGGCCAUCGCUAUCUGUAACCUGCUGCUCUACUUCGCCUUCUACAUCAUCAUGAAGCUGCGCAGCGGAGAGAGGAUCCAGUGUCUGGCUCUGGUGUGUAUUCUCUUCACCGCUGUGGUCUGGGGUUUCGCUCUCUUCUUCUUCUUUCAGGGCCUCAGUACAUGGCAGAAAACUCCAGCGGAGUCUCGUGAGCACAACCGUGAGUGUAUCCUGCUCUCCUUCUUUGACGAUCACGACAUCUGGCACUUCCUGUCUUCCAUCGCCAUGUUCGGAUCCUUCCUGGUCCUGCUCACGAUGGACGACGACCUCGACACGGUUCAACGAGACAAAAUCUACGUCUUCUGAUGGACCGAUACUAGCCAAUCACAGAGCAGCACUGGGGGGAGGGGGUCGGCCAAUGAGAGGCCUCGCAAACCUGAAUACGUUUACCUGCCAGUCAUGACGGUGUGGGAGGAGCCUCAAUAAGGACCUAAUGCUGAUAGGACAGUGAAUGUGCCAGUCAAACUGCCAGAGCUCCGCCCCUCAGCCCAUGUUCAUCGCUUCAGACCUGCUCUGCACAUCUCAAUGCAUUUUUGUACUGUUCUCUGCAUCUGUGUGCGUCUGUGGCCUUCUGUGUCUGUGGUUCUGACUGUAAUCCGAGCCAAGCUAAACUCAUAUAAAGAUGAUUCUGAUCUGAGAAUAUCAACUUUGCACUGUCUCAAAUUUACAGAUUGUGUUUUACAAAGUACUAAUGGAAUGAUUACUGAAUAAAGACUUUUUAUGGUUGUU